UUUAUUGGCCAUUUCUUUUUUCCUGUAUUGAGAAUGCUUUGUUUUGUUGGUCCAUCCAUUUCCUCACUGGGUUGUUUGGUUUCUUGUUUCACUUUUGAGUUCUUUGUAUAUUGUAGAUAGUAGUCUACACUGUUGAUUUUGAUGCACAGAAAGAGCCUGGAGCCAAAUGUGCCAUCUUCCUUUCCUCUUUUUUCUUCAGUUUUCUGUCAACACUGGAUGCUGUUACCGGUUGUUUUAACUAAAGGUCAUUGGCCUUUGUACUUCCUCUUUUGGUGUAUGAGUUUGAUGCCUACCUAUCCCAGACUUUUCUUGCCUUGACUGCAGAGCACACAAUCCCCCAAGCUCUGAGGUCACAGGGCCCUGAUGUUAUGGCUGCAGGUGUCUGACUUUCGGGAGCAGCUGCUGGCAUGUUCUGGAGUGGAAGCUGAGCGGGUGGUGGAGUUCUCCUGUGGUCACGUGAUCCCUCCAGGCAACAUCUUGCCCCUUAUUAUAUGCAGCGGACCCUCUAACCAACAGCUGGAAUUCACCUACCAGAAGAGAGAGCUGCCUCAGAUGAUGGAGGAGACAGGCCGCAUCCUCUGUAACUUGUGCAACGUGGUCCCUGGAGGGGUGGCAUGCUUCUUCCCUUCCUAUGAGUACCUGCGCCAGGUACAUGCACACUGGGACAAGACUGGCCUGCUGGCACGUUUGUCUGUCAAGAAAAAGCUCUUCCAAGAGCCCAAGAGAGCAAGCCAGGUGGAGCAGGUGCUGACGGCGUAUUCAAAGUGCAUUACGUGCUGCAUUCAAACAGGAGGCCAUCUGACAGGGGCCUUGCUCCUCUCUGUGGUUGGAGGGAAGAUGAGUGAAGGGAUCAACUUCUCUGAUGACCUGGGUCGGUGUGUGGUGAUGGUGGGGAUGCCGUACCCCAACAUUAAAUCUCCAGAGUUGCAAGAGAAGGUGGCCUACUUGGAUCAGACCUUUCCUAGAACACAAGGUCAGGCCCCCCCAGGGAAGAUGUUGAUGGAGAAUCUGUGUAUGAAGGCUGUAAACCAAUCCAUAGGCAGGGCCAUUAGGCACCAGAGGGACUUUGCCAGCAUUGUGCUCCUGGAUCAUCGCUAUGCCCGUCCUGCUGUCCUGGGGAAACUUCCAGCCUGGAUCCGAGACCGUGUGGAGGUCAAAGCCACCUUUGGCCCUGCCUUUGCUGCCAUUCAGAAGUUUCAUCGAGAGAAGUCACAGCCCAGUCUGGUGUAGGAUCCUCUUUUAUUCUCUCUGCUUGACUCAGCCUUUGUGUUUGGCCUAAGAUGGUCAAUGGCAUAUGCAGACUGUGAAGUCUACACCAGCCUUCCAGAGGCAGUGGAUUCCAGUGAUGUGACUUACAUAGAAAAGCUACCAGGACAAACCCAGUUCAUCCAGAAGGAACCUGACCUGGGGCACCUCAUUCCCUGAGACCGAUUUUCCCCACAGCACCUAAGCUCAAGUUCAUCUUUCUCUUGGCUUCAGAAGGCUGUGCAGACAGUAGCUCCCUGCCCUUUUGUGAGGCAAGGCCUACCCUGGCUUUAUCCUUUCUAGAGACAGAGAGCUGUUCUUGGCCUUUAUAUCAAGUCUCAGCCUCAGAUGUCCCUAUUCAGGGCUCUGCUGCCUAUGGGCCUUCACAUUCAGAAUGUAUUGACUGGGUCUCUAGGAAGAGGUGGAUCUCUCUUGCUUGGCUGCUGCUCCUUCCUCAAGCCAGGGGACCUCUGAGAAGAGGCCAAUACCACCACACCUACCAUGGCAUGGGGAGCAAUGCCAACAGAAUCGUUAGACUCUCAAUGUGACUAUAUUUAGAGUCCCUCUAUGUGAUACCAGGACAUCUAUGGUUAUGGAGAAAUAUCCCUUGCUCAGCAAUAGUGACCCCAAAACACCUCUAUUUGGGACUCAGAAAAACUGCUCUACUCCCUCAGACAUUCUGUCUCACUGUUAAGACCACCAGGGCAGGAGGAGAGUCAGCAAUCUGCUGAACCAUCUGCAUCUGCAAGGCCACCCUUUCUCUACUAAAUAAAGGGCACUGUUCACAUGGGCUGAGGCCUGGAGUCAC
Molecule: messenger RNA, 2053 nt
Organism: Onychomys torridus (southern grasshopper mouse)
Lineage: Eukaryota; Metazoa; Chordata; Mammalia; Rodentia; Cricetidae
Product: ATP-dependent DNA helicase DDX11-like
Exons: 9
Coding region: 364-1230 (288 amino acids)
Biological process (GO): establishment of sister chromatid cohesion; nucleobase-containing compound metabolic process
Cellular component (GO): nucleus
Molecular function (GO): nucleic acid binding; DNA helicase activity; hydrolase activity, acting on acid anhydrides, in phosphorus-containing anhydrides
Source: RefSeq, a predicted model, not a curated record